This is a messenger RNA of Camelus dromedarius (Arabian camel), 3050 nucleotides long. It is a transcript of the gene JPH3, whose product is annotated as junctophilin 3. Gene Ontology annotation, cellular component: endoplasmic reticulum membrane; junctional membrane complex; plasma membrane. Lineage: Eukaryota; Metazoa; Chordata; Mammalia; Artiodactyla; Camelidae. Gene Ontology annotation, biological process: regulation of synaptic plasticity. The record is from RefSeq and is a predicted model, not a curated record.
UCCCCCGCCCUCCUCCCCUCCGGUCCUGUCUCCAGCGGGAGCGCGAGACGCUGGUCAGGCUCCGCGGCGCAGCUCGAAAAUGAAUAAUCGCCCCCAAUUGACUUAAAUUCCACCGAAGCCGGCGCCGCGGCCGCCCGCCGCCCGGGAUCUGCUCGCUGUGAUUUUUGAUUUCUCCAUUCUUCCUUAAAAAAAAAAAAAGCAAAACAAAACCAGCCAGCCAGCCAACCAAGACUCCGGUUUGUUGAUCGCCUUUUUUUUUUUUUCACCGUUUGCGGGAUUUGCAAACCGAGUUACAUGCAUGUCCAGUGGGGGUAGGUUUAAUUUUGACGAUGGAGGGUCCUACUGUGGAGGCUGGGAGGACGGCAAGGCGCACGGCCAUGGCGUCUGCACCGGCCCCAAGGGCCAAGGCGAAUACACCGGCUCGUGGAGCCACGGCUUUGAGGUACUGGGCGUCUACACCUGGCCCAGUGGCAACACGUACCAGGGCACUUGGGCGCAGGGCAAGCGCCACGGCAUCGGCCUGGAGAGCAAGGGGAAGUGGGUGUACAAGGGCGAGUGGACGCACGGAUUUAAGGGGCGCUACGGGGUGCGGGAGUGCACGGGCAACGGGGCCAAGUACGAAGGGACCUGGAGCAACGGGCUGCAGGACGGCUACGGCACAGAGACCUACUCGGAUGGAGGGACCUACCAGGGCCAGUGGGUCGGCGGCAUGCGCCAAGGCUACGGCGUGCGGCAGAGCGUCCCCUACGGCAUGGCGGCGGUCAUCCGCUCGCCCCUGAGGACGUCCAUCAACUCCCUGCGCAGCGAGCACACCAACGGCGCCGCUCUGCACCCCGACGCCCCUGCCGCCGUGGCCGGCAGCCCUGCCGUGUCCCGGGGCGGCUUCGUGCUCGUGGCCCACAGCGACUCCGAGGCCCUCAAGGGCAAGAAGAAGGGGCUGUUCCGGCGCUCGCUGCUGAGUGGGCUGAAGCUGCGCAAGUCCGAGUCCAAGAGCAGCCUGGCCAGCCAGCGCAGCAAGCAGAGCUCCUUCCGCAGCGAGGCGGGCAUGAGCACGGUCAGCUCCACGGCCAGCGACGUCCACUCCACCAUCAGCCUGGGCGAGGGGGAGGCCGAGCUGUCGGUCGUCGAGGAUGACAUCGACGCCACCACCACCGAGACCUACGUGGGCGAGUGGAAGAGCGACAAGCGCUCGGGCUUCGGCGUGAGCCAGCGCUCCGACGGGCUCAAGUACGAGGGCGAGUGGGCCAGCAACCGGCGGCACGGCUACGGCUGCAUGGCCUUCCCCGACGGCACCAAGGAGGAGGGCAAGUACAAGCAGAACGUCCUUGUGAGCGGCAGGCGCAAGAGCCUCAUCCCGCUGCGCGCCAGCAAGAUCCGUGAGAAGGUGGACCGGGCCGUGGAGGCGGCCGGGCGGGCGGCCACCAUCGCCAAGCAGAAGGCGGAGAUAGCGGCCUCCAGGACCGCCCACUCCCGGGCCAAGGCCGAGGCGGCGCUCACCGCAGCUCAGAAGGCCCAGGAAGAAGCGCGCAUCGCCAGGAUCACUGCCAAAGAGUUCUCCCCUUCCUUCCAGCACAGGGAGAACGGGCUCGAGUACCAGCGGCCGAAGCAUCAGCUUUCCAGCGACGACAUCGAGGUGAUCUCCACGGGGACGCCCCUGCAGCAGGAGAGCCCUGAGCUAUACCGCAAAGGCACCACCCCCUCGGACCUGACCCCCGACGACAGCCCCCUGCAGAGCUUCCCCGCCAGCCCCACAGCCACCCCGCCCCCGGCCCCCGCCUCCAGGAACAAGGUCGCCCACUUCUCCCGGCAGGUCUCGGUGGACGAGGAGCGAGGCGGGGACAUCCAGAUGCUCCUGGAGGGCCGGGGAGGGGACUACGCCCGGAACAGCUGGGGCGAGGAGAGGGCAGGGGGCUCCAGGGGCAUCCGGAGCGGUGCCCCCCGCGGCGGCCAGCCCGCGGACGACUUCCGCGCCCGGGGCUCAGGCCACAAGCAGCCCAGCAACCCCAGAGCCCGGGAGCGGCGGACGGAGUCCCCCCCCACCUUCUCCUGGACUUCCCACCCCCGGGCCAGCAACCCCGGCCCUGCGGGCACUAAGCUGCUGGAGCUGGACGAGGAGAAGCUGAGCAACUACGAGCUGGAGAUGAAGCCCCUGCUGCGGAUGGACUCAUACGCACAGGAGCCGCACCCCCCGAAGAGACGCUACAGCAAGGGGGGCGCUGGCCGGGGCCCCGGGGAGGACCCCCGUGCUGAGAGACUGCGGCCCAAGGCCCAGAGCAGGGAGCAUGCCCGGCUGGCCUCGUGCACGGAGCCCGCGGUGCAGAGGCUGGAGAGCCUGCGGCUGGGGGACAGGCCCGAGCCCCGGCUGCUGCGCUGGGACCUGACCUUCUCCCCGCCCCAGAGGUCCUCACCUGCCGCGCUGGAGUCGGAUGAGGAGACGGGGGACGAGCUCAAGGCUAGCACGGGCUCUGCACCCAUCCUGGUCGCCAUGGUGAUCUUGCUGAACAUCGGAGUCGCCAUUUUGUUUAUUAACUUUUUCAUCUGACGAGGCUGUCGCGUUGGCAGAAACAGCUGGGGUAUAAACGGGGAUGUUAAAAGCAAGACAGCGGACAGGAAGCUCGGAGCUCGGACGGCCGACGGCUACGUCCGAGUCUUCACAGAACCACGUGACUGGGUAUUACUCACAGUUUGCCUUUUUUUCUGGAUAAUGUUUUUUGGAUUUUAGCCAAAACUCUGCUUGUAUAACACUAUGCUGUGUGGCGUGGCAAAGAGGCCCGCACGCCGACCCUCCAGCUUGACGUGGAAGGAAAAGGGGUCCUGGCAAACCGUCGGCAAAAACACACAAUGGCCCUCCCCAUCAUCACACUCCCCUCUGGGAUGGGGAGCCGCAGGCAGACCCUCGGGGCCCGGCUGGGCCAGGCGCGGGCAGCGGGCGGGGGGUCGGAAACUCUGCUUGUCCUCAGCUCUGGAGGAGCGGGUGACGGGGGCGGGCGUGAGGGCGGGGAGGGCAGAGCCGGGGCCUUCUCCCUCUGAUCUGUGCUGCACACUUAGGG